GUUCAUGUUUACCUUUAAAUUAGUUUUAGAAUCAUGUGCUACUUUUUUUAGCAUGAAUUGAAUUUAAUAUGAUAAAUUAUCUAGUCAAGAUCAAUAAGGUUGAAUUUUAUAAAAAUAAUUUUAAUACUACUUGAUUUUUAACUAUCUCUUAAAGUAAAAAAAAUUUAUAAAAAUAUUAUUACUACGCGCAUACGUAUAAAUUUAUCGAGUGACAAAUAGUGUUUACAUUGUAAUGCAAGAAACGUGAUUGAAUAAUAGGUUAUAUUUUAGAAAUAUUAUAAGAAAGUAUACCACAUAUAUGAUGACUGAAAUUGACAAAAAUAACCUCAAGGGUUUCAAAUCAUUAUGGAUUCAUUUCAAUGAAAAGAAUUUAGAUAGACAUCAAUUGUUUUUCAAAAAGCAUUGGAUAAAAAAACAAGAACCCGAUUAUCCAAGAGGUAGAACUUUAUUUGUUUUAAAUGUACCACCUUAUGCUACGACAGACUCAUUAAAGAAUGCAUUUACAAGAAUUUGCGGUGAAGUAACAUCCGUUGUAUUUACAACACUAGUUGGAUUUAGAACAGCUUAUAUAGUAUUUAAUAAUGAAUCUAGUUUAGAAAAAGCAUUGAAAUUAUCAAACGAUUAUGUGAUAUGUUUAAACACAGAAGAAGAAACAUAUUUAACAGGUUUAGCAAAAUGGUGUAAUGAAUACAAUGAUUCUAUACGAUCAGAAGAUGACAUAAAAAAAGAAAUAAAUAAAUAUAUGUCUACGUAUGAUCAGCAAAUUGCAGAUCGUAUUGCAAAACAGAAAGCUGAAAAAGAUAUGGAAGAAGAUGGAUGGGUGACAAUUACAAGCAGGAAGAAAAGAGGUCAAUUUGCACCUAGUAGAAAGGAAUCUACUAUAAACAAGAUACAAAAUAAAGAAGAACAAAAGAAUCAGAAGAAACAAUUGCUUAAUUUUUAUACAUUUCAAAUUCGUGAAUCGAAAAAACAACAUUUGGCAGAAUUACGAAAGAAAUUUGAAUUAGACAAGAAAAGAUUACAGGAACUUAAAAAGAAACGAACUUUUAAGCCAUUUUGAAUUAAUAUAUAUAUAUAUAUAUAUAUAUAUAUAUAUAUAUAUAUAUAUACUGUUUAUAAUUAAG
Molecule: messenger RNA, 1124 nt
Organism: Vespa crabro (European hornet)
Lineage: Eukaryota; Metazoa; Arthropoda; Insecta; Hymenoptera; Vespidae
Product: ribosomal RNA-processing protein 7 homolog A
Exons: 4
Coding region: 299-1060 (253 amino acids)
Biological process (GO): rRNA processing; ribosomal small subunit assembly
Cellular component (GO): CURI complex; UTP-C complex
Molecular function (GO): RNA binding
Source: RefSeq, a predicted model, not a curated record